Pogonomyrmex barbatus (red harvester ant) is the source of this 3291-nucleotide messenger RNA. RefSeq names its product muscle M-line assembly protein unc-89-like. The record is from RefSeq and is a predicted model, not a curated record. NCBI's taxonomy places the organism in Eukaryota, Metazoa, Arthropoda, Insecta, Hymenoptera, Formicidae.
UGCGAGUUGAGGGACGAGCUGUGGUUCAUCGAAUUCGGUCGCGGGGCAGCGCUGCCGUUGACCCCGGAGGAGGCACCGGCGGAUGGGGAACCGGUGGUGCCUUGUGCCCAGGGACGCAUCGUCGUGGAGACCGCGAGACCGGCGCCGCCACAUUUUGCUACCUGUUCCAGAUAUCGAAGGCCGCUUCUCAGUCGCACGUCGAACGAGGUGUCGGUCAGCGACGGAACGGUACCAUCGUCGAGCGGCACAGAGCAGAGCCUGCAGGAACAACAGCAACAGCAGCAGACACAGCAGACGAGUGGCGGCAAAGGCGCUGUCAGCAAGAGCACAACCGCGCCACAGAGUCCCGCCACGAGACCGGAGGACCUCGGCGUGACACCCUGGUACCUGGAGGAUCAUCCGACGGUCGACACCUCUCCGGGGCCGGUGGGCGAUCGGAGCUCGUACCCCUCGUACUCGUACACCGAUGGCAGGGAUGGCAGAUCGGAUCUAAAUUCAACGAGGAACAGCAGCAUUGAGAGUGAAUUCCCCAAGCCAUCGAUACCGGUGCCGCGGAAAGCUUGCAUGGAUCUGAAAACUGCGAUGGCACUGCUGGAUGAAACUUGCCCGAAUGUGGAACCCAGUCCGUCUCUUACCCCGAGAACACCGAGAACGCCGCUCACGCCGUACGCGACGCGCAGCAAGCGGGCUCGCUCCAAAAGCAGCGAUAAUUCAUCGAAUUACAGUAACGAUCGGCUGAGCGACCGCUCGUUCGAGACAAACGUCAAGGAGAAAGACAAGGAAAAGAAAAGGCCAUUCCUCAGAAAGAUCGGUAUUUCGAAGACGGAGGACCGGCCGUUCCUGGCGAAGCUUACACCGAGAAUCAUCGGCAAGCCUUACCUCGAGAAGAUCGGGCCUAGUAAAGCAGUCGAGAGACCGUUCCUGGACAAGAUCGGCUCGUCCAAGACUCUGGACAAAUUCACUUUUGACACGCCGCGCAACGAACGUAAAAACGAAAUUAGAAGAACGAACGACGUGGUGAAGAAUUACGACGGAAAGAAUAACAUUAGGCAUGAGCUCGAGCAGACCGUCAUUAAGGAGGACGUUGAGAACGCUAUUGAAACGCUGGACGUAACGCCCGUUAUUUCCCGUGAAGAAGAAGAAGAGCCACGCAAGCUUGCGGAGAUGCAAACUCAACAAACUGCGACGACAACCUUCGAGAGAAGACGUUCGGGCAAAGAGUUUUUGCUGAAAAUGUAUUCCUUCGAGACGGAGGACUUGGAGUCCACUGUGCCAUCGAAGGAACGAAACGCGUUACACAACAUGUCUCUGGACGACGUCUUGGAUUCAGGCCCGAGCUCGUUGCCAACGGAUAACAGCGACGAACGAACGGAUUCGCGACCGGAGUUGACGAAGCGACCGACCAGCGUGACCACCGAAUUGUUGAAGUGCCGAGUGACGACAAGUGAGGAGAUCAUAUCCUCCUCCACCACGUGCUUGAACUCGCCAGGCGAAACAACCAACAGCUGGAACAACUCACCGCGGAGAGGACAACGAAUGAAGAAGGACUCGGCCACUAUGAUGCGUCGCAGAAUUUUUCAGGAUUCCCACGAGGUCGUUCGUAGCGACGACAGCACGCCGAAUUCACCCACCAAGAGACCCAUCUCGAACGUCUCUCCUGAUCGCGAAAUCGAGUCUAGAAACAACGUUCAGGAAAGAGGAAAAACGUUUUCUCCGACGAAGACCAGAAAAUCGAUCAUCGAGGAAAUCAGGACGGUCGAAAACACGCGCAGGUCAAUCAAGUACAAUCAGUUCGAAAGGCGGGGCAUCUCCUCGGAUAAUCUCCUGGCGAAGGACGCUCUUUCAUUCGUCGCUGCCUCUCGGAAUAUGAACGACAGUAUUGGGAAAACGCGAGAAAUCUCAUCAGAGGACUCGCUGGCGAUUCGUCGAGAGUACACGAGAGAAACGUUCAAGCAACUGCAGGACAAAUUUAAGCUGCAGGAGAUACCUACGGAAAGUUACGCAGCUUUCAAACGGCGCACUCGAGCAGCUCAGGGAGCGAUAAGUCGACAAGAAAGACUGAAUCUUUUACCAGGGGAUCUCGAUCUAACUACGUCGGCGAAAAGCACACCUAAAACAGAAGACAUUACAUUGGUUGAUACAAACGCGAACGAAACAACUGCCAUUGAUAAGCGAGAACAGAGCCAAGAGGGCACGGUGAGAUCCAUUCUGAGAAAGCAGGAGGGUAUCGAUCAUUCUGAUCAGGAAUCAGACACGAACGCGUCCAUUAGACGGCCAAAGAGGCGGAUCUUUCAUGAGCCAUCGCAGGAGACUAUGGAUCUCUUGACGGAACUGCGCAAGGUGAAGAGCUUGUUGAAGGCUCCGUCCUGGGAAAAGGAUCUGGAUCUCGAUCAGAAGCCGGUGCGAAUGCCAAAACGUAUUUUGCUAACGGACAAAGAAUUCUGCCUCUCGGUGGAACGGGAGAACAGCGUGCGUCGUCCAUCAAGGAUGAUUAACUCACUGGAGACUACAGUGGAGAAUAAAGGUAUGCCGACUCGGGAGGAUAAAGAGAGCGGAGAAAACAGCGAGAUCAUUAAGACCAAUCAGAAAUCAUCCGGGCCAGCUCUGUUCGAGAAGCGGUGUCUGUCGUUGGACUACGCCGACGAGGAGAAGCCUCAGAAGCCAGAAGCUAGAGCGAUCUCUUUGGCAUCUACGAGGGACCUACCGUCCGAAACCGAGGAGACCGACGAUUAUCCCGACAUGACGUUAAUUUGCGAUUCCAAGAGCUAUUCCUCGAGCGUCUUCAAUUCUCCGUCCGAGGAGAUCAACAAGAAGGAUUCGAUUGACGAGUUAGCUGACAAGGAACUAUCGAAAAAAUCCAGCCAGAAUCAUUGUGCCGAGGUGGACAUUGCCAUUCCCAUCGAUCAGAGGAUCAAGAAUUCCAGAGAAGAUGUCCAAGGACGGACUAGCGAUCUCUACGAGAUCAUAUCGCCCCGGUCAACGCCGUUCCGCGUUAAGAAGCGACUCGGCAAAAUCUCCGUUGAGGAGACCGUCAAGCCAGAGAAUUUCACCCUCGGGUCCAAGGUCGACUGCCGAUCAGUCGUUGCCCAGAAACGAACCAAGUGCUUCCCCUUAUAACGCACGUCGAUCUGCCUGUGGGCGAGAUUCUCUUUGGCACUGACUCGUGUUCGUACCGUAAGAAGAUGCUCAAAUAAUAUUGCAUUUCGGCUUAAUCCUUUCGAUACCAUGUUAAACAUAUGCAUCGUAUUGAAUGCAUAACUUUUAAUAAUAUCUCAUUUAAUAAAAAAAAAA